AUGGCAAAUGAAAUUCUUCCUAUAAUACUACAAGAGCAUUGUCAGCUUCUAGAACUUGGUGUUAAUCCAACUAAUAUAUCAUUCAAUUGGUUAACUAUGGAAUCCGAUCGUUUUAUUACUGUACGUGAAUCAAAUGGGCAACAAAACCACGUUGUGAUUAUUGAUCUAAAUGAUACUCAAAAUGUUUUGAGGCGACCGAUUGCUGCCGAUUCUACUAUAAUGCAUCCUAAAACAAAAAUUCUUGCACUGAAAGCUCAACGGUCAUUACAAAUAUUUAACCUUGAUGCAAAAGCCAAAAUCAAAUCUCAUGCAAUGAAUGAAGAUGUUGUCUUUUGGAAAUGGGUUAACGACAAAGCAAUUGGACUUGUCACUCAGACAUCUGUUUACCAUUGGUCAUUAGAGGGUGAAUCAAAUCCAGUUAAAAUUUUUGAUCGACACGCUAAUCUUAAUGAUACACAAAUCAUUAAUUACCGUGAAGGAAAUGUUGUUGGUUAUAUUCAAUUAUAUUCUAAAGAUCGUCAGGUCAGUCAGUCUUUUGAAGGUCAUGCAGCUGCAUUUGCAACUAUAAAAUUGCCAUAUGGCAAAUCACCUACAAGUCUGUUUACCUUUUCUGUUCGUAAUUCUCAAGGAGCAAAGUUACAUAUUGCAGAAAUUGAUCACAAAGAUGAAAAUCCUCCAUUUCAAAGAAAAUCUGUUGAUAUUUAUUUUCCAGCUGAGGCUGACAAAGAUUUUCCUGUUUCUAUGCAAAUUAGUAAAAAACAUGGUAUUAUAUUUUUAGUUACAAAAUUAGGCUAUAUUCACCUUUAUGAUUUGGAGACUGGUACCCGUUUUUUCAUGAAUAGAAUAAGUGCUGAAACUAUUUUUGUCACUGCGGAGCAUGAAGCAACUAGUGGUAUUAUUGGCGUUAAUAGAAAAGGACAAGUUUUAUCUGUGUCUAUUGACGAAACAAAAAUCAUUCCUUAUAUUAAGGAUUUGUACCAGGAUAAUCCUGAUUUUGCUAUCAAUAUAGCAACAAGAUCUAAUUUGGGAGGCGCUGAAGAUAUAAUUUUACGAAAGUUUACUGGCCUAUAUUCAUCAGGGAAUUAUACCGAAGCUGCAAUACUUGCUGCUAAUUCACCACUUAGAACAAUAGAUCUUUUAAAAGCUAUUGUUAAUGUUGCUCCUGGUGAACCGUUACCAUUUGAACAGUACUUCACUAUUCUGUUAGAGAAAGGCAAUCUUAACCAGCAAGAAUCAUUGGAACUAGCGCGGCUUGUUAUGACACAAAAUAAAAGAGAACUAUUAGAAAAAUGGUUGAGAGAAGAUAAGAUUCAUUGUAGUGAAGAACUUGGUGAUUAUGUGCGACCAUUUGAUAUAACACUAGCUUUAUCUAUAUAUCUUCGUGCCAAUGCUCCUAUUAAGGUCAUUGAAUGUUUCGUUGAAAAAGGCGAAUUUUCCAAAAUAACUGUUUAUGCAAAAAAAGUCGGAUUCCAGCCAGAUUAUUCUUCUCUUCUUCAAAAAAUUAUGAGAGUUAAUCCUGAUAAAGAUGUAUUUAUGUCGCAAAACAUGAUUCAACAAUCAACAUCAUUCCUUCUUGAUGCUUUAAAAGAUAACAAACCAGAACAUGGACAUCUUCAAACUCGUUUACUUGAAAUGAAUUUAUUGCAUGCUCCUCAAGUAGCAGAUGCAAUUCUUGGCAAUAAUAUGUUUACUCAUUAUGAUAAACCUACUAUUGCACAUUUAUGUGAAAAAGCUGGAUUAUUUCAAAGAGCUUUAGAACAUUACGAUGAUUCCAAUGAUAUUAAACGUAUAGUUGUACACGCUCAUGCUUUACCCCCUGAUUUUGUUGUCCAAUAUUUUGGAAAUCUUUCGGUUGAUAAUUCACUUGAUUGUUUAAAAGAAAUGCUCAAAGUUAAUAUUAGACAGAAUUUACAAGUAGUAAUACAAAUCGCUACAAAAUAUUCAGAGCAAUUACAACCAUUAAAUCUAGUUCAAUUAUUUGAAUCUUUUAAAUCAUACGAAGGUCUGUAUUAUUAUCUUGGCUCAAUUGUUAACCUCAGCACUGACCCCGAUGUGCAUUUCAAAUUCAUCCAGGCAGCUGUUAAAAUAGGACAAACUAAAGAAGUUGAAAGAAUAUGUCGUGAAAGCCAAUAUUAUGAUCCUGAAAAAGUUAAAAAUUUUUUAAAAGAAGCAAAACUUCAAGACCAGCUUCCAUUAAUUAUUGUUUGUGACCGGUUUGAUUUUGUACAUGAUUUAGUUUUAUAUUUGUAUCAGCAAAAUUUAACUAAAUACAUUGAAGUAUAUGUUCAGAAAGUUAAUUCUGCUCGUACCCCAGCUGUUAUUGGUGCUUUAUUGGAUGUUGAUUGUGAUGAAAUUAUCAUUAAAAACUUAUUGAUGUCAGUUACUGGAUCUGUUCCCGUUGAUCAACUUGUUCAAGAAGUUGAAAAAAGAAACCGUCUUAAAUUAAUAUUACCGUGGUUGCAAUUGCGUGCUAGCGAAGGAAAUCAAGAUCCCGAACUAUACAAUGCUUUGGCUAAAAUUCGUAUAGAUAGUAAUACUGACCCAGAAACUUUUCUUAGGGAGAAUACAUAUUACGAUUCCAUGACUGUAGGAAAAUAUUGUGAAAAACGGGAUCCUCAUCUUGCCUUUAUUGCUUAUCAACGUGGACAAUGUGAUCUUGAACUUGUAAAGAUAACAAACGAAAAUGCUAUGUUUAAACAUCAAGCUCGCUAUUUGGUAAAACGUCGUGAUCCUCAACUUUGGGCACAUGUGUUAAAAAAGGAUAACAUGUAUCAUAAGAGUUUAAUUGAACAGGUUAAUGCUAUAGCUUUACCAGAAACUACAGAUCCAGAAGAUGUUUCUGUCACAGUGAAAGCUUUUAUGGCAGCAGAUUUACCAUUGGAACUUAUUGGAUUAUUAGAAAAACUUAUUUUUGAAAAUACAGCGUUUAGUGAUCAGAAAACACUUCAAAAUUUACUUAUUCUUACAGCCAUCAGGGCAGACAAAGCUAAAGUAAUGGACUUUAUAAAUAAACUCAAUAAUUUUGAUGCACCUGAAGUUGCAGAUAUUGCUAUAAAAACUAAUUUAUAUGAAGAGGCAUUUGCAAUUUACAAGAAAUACAAUGAACAUACAAGUGCUAUAAAUGUUUUAGUUGAACAUAUUGCUAGUCUUGAUCGUGCAGCAGAAUUUGCUGAAAAAUGUAAUAUCCCUGAAGUUUGGAGUCGAUUGGCUAAAGCACAAAUCACUGGUUUAAGAAUUAAAGAUUCGAUUGAUUUUUAUUUAUAA
Messenger RNA from Entrophospora sp. SA101, 3264 nucleotides. The record is from the annotation of a GenBank genome assembly. NCBI's taxonomy places the organism in Eukaryota, Fungi, Glomeromycota, Glomeromycetes, Entrophosporales, Entrophosporaceae.